GCGAGCGCAUCUCGCCAGGCGUUUACUUUUUUUUUCUUCUUCUUCUCCCUUUCACAUCAUGAAGAGGCUGAUGGUGCGGCUGCUGUGGGCGCUGGCAGGACUCCUGUUGAUGCUUUCCCUCGUGACAAGCAGCACUGAGCCCCAAUGUAACUUGUACACUCUGCCUGGAUGCCCAAGGAAUUUUAAUCCAGUUUGUGGAACUGAUGGAGAAACAUAUGCAAAUGAAUGUAUGCUUUGUAUGACAAACAGAGAAAAGGACAAGGACAUACAAAUUGCCUAUAAGAGUGCCUGUUCAUGAGAGGAGGUUCAAGGAACAGAAAAACAAAACCCAUAAUCUGCUGAAAAGUUGAAACCAAACUUUAAAUGUGCCUUUAAAGCUGUUAAAAUAAAUGCAAGCUUCCGUGCUUU
Protobothrops mucrosquamatus (brown spotted pit viper) is the source of this 408-nucleotide messenger RNA. RefSeq names its product serine peptidase inhibitor, Kazal type 2 (gene SPINK2). The record is from RefSeq and is a predicted model, not a curated record. The transcript is spliced from 4 exons. The coding region runs from base 59 to 298 and encodes 79 amino acids. Gene Ontology annotation, molecular function: serine-type endopeptidase inhibitor activity; protein binding. Gene Ontology annotation, biological process: spermatid development; negative regulation of serine-type endopeptidase activity. NCBI's taxonomy places the organism in Eukaryota, Metazoa, Chordata, Lepidosauria, Squamata, Viperidae.